This is a messenger RNA of Closterium sp. Naga37s-1, 555 nucleotides long. The record is from the annotation of a GenBank genome assembly. Lineage: Eukaryota; Viridiplantae; Streptophyta; Zygnematophyceae; Desmidiales; Closteriaceae.
AUGGCGGGUAGCAGGCGUAGCACGGAUGGUGCAGCAGACGCAGCAGAGAGUGAGUGCAGGCGACGUGUUGAUCCUGUGCUCAUUGCCCCAAACUUCGUCGUCAACACGUUCGCCCUCAUUGACCCCAGUGGCGCCCCCAUCGUGCGCUACAACAAGUCGCACCUCUUUCCCUCUGUGGAGGCCAACGUGCAACCCGGUCCCGGGACUCUCCCUGUGGUGGACGGGGAGGCUAGUGGACAUUCUGCUGCAGCCCAGCUGGACGUGGGGCACCGUAGCUGUGCCACAGCCAUGGCAAACAGUCCUUCCUUUGCUGAUCCGUCUCCCCCAUUUCCCCUCCACCCUCGCCAUCCUCAGAGUGGACAUUCUGCUGCAGCCCAGCUGGACGUGGGGCGCCAUAGGCCACAUGACAUUCGAGACGGAUGCAGUGAGGGCAGCAGAGAACGGGCUCACACUGCUGCGCUGCUCCUCCAUUGGGGUCUUGGGCGUCGUCUCCCCGUACUACCGCACCCUUGCUGCACGGUGCGUGCUGCUGCUACUGUGGACAUGAAUGAUUGA